ACACGCCACCAUAGACUAUUCGAGAAACGCUCACUUCAACUUCGGAGAACGCCCAGGACACCGUACUGUAGGAAAUACCAACUAUCAAAACCCAGGGGUGGACGUCUGUCGCCUUGUUCCUACACAGUUGCCAGCGUGCGCAGAGGAAGGAAAGGCCGUUGUUGUCGCGUCCUGAAACCUCGGUUCAACCGAGCUGCUAAAAAAUGAUCAUCCCAGUGCGGUGCUUCACAUGCGGGAAGAUCGUGGGAAACAAGUGGGAGGCUUACCUGGGCCUGCUGCAAGCCGAGUACACGGAAGGCGAUGCCCUGGACGCGCUCGGGCUGAAGCGCUACUGCUGCCGUCGCAUGCUCCUGGCUCACGUGGACCUCAUCGAGAAGCUUCUGAACUACGCGCCGCUGGAGAAGUGAGAGGAGCCCACAGGACCACGCAAACCAGGGUGUGCGUGAUGACCUGGAACACACACAGACUGCCCAAAUGGGGGUCAGCCGUCGCAAGCCACUCAUUUUUCUGUUGCCUUCUGGUUUUACAUUUCUUUCUUAAAGACAUUGAAUUACAGUAUCUAUUAAUAGGUUAACCCUAAAAAGAGUAACAUUUGAAAAUAAGACACAGUGCUCCCUUGAUUAAUUCAAUAAUUAGUUAUUUCACUCGUGGACAGUAAGUGGCACACUUCCUAUAUUUUAGUGUAUGAGGGCCUUUUCUACUGAUUUGCUGUUCAUCCAGUCAGAUGGCUAAGUAGAGAGAGUCCAGUGGUUUUAAUUUUGGCCCAUAAAAAGCAUGGCUAGUGUUGAAUAUUGAGGCUGUCUCAAUGAUGUUAGAUGCUCUGGAAAGUUUUGUCUGCACAGAAAGGUCCUACGUAGUGGGGAGGGAGGUAGGGGGAGUAGCUGCAGUAUCACUGCAGAACUCACUCGCUCCCACCCAGGAUCAGUUAUGUUGUGCAAGAUGUUUUACAAAAAAAUAAAAUUUCUUACCACA
Acipenser ruthenus (sterlet) is the source of this 972-nucleotide messenger RNA. RefSeq names its product DNA-directed RNA polymerases I, II, and III subunit RPABC5. Lineage: Eukaryota; Metazoa; Chordata; Actinopteri; Acipenseriformes; Acipenseridae. The coding region runs from base 204 to 407 and encodes 67 amino acids. Gene Ontology annotation, cellular component: RNA polymerase I complex; RNA polymerase II, core complex; RNA polymerase III complex. The transcript has 4 exons. Gene Ontology annotation, biological process: transcription by RNA polymerase II; transcription by RNA polymerase I; tRNA transcription by RNA polymerase III. Gene Ontology annotation, molecular function: DNA-directed RNA polymerase activity; DNA binding; zinc ion binding. The record is from RefSeq and is a predicted model, not a curated record.